AUGACAUCGGAACCAACCACAGUGGACACUACUACUUUAGAACAAUCAACCACACUGGAAGCAACCACUUCUGAAAAUACUACAUCAGAACAAACCACAGCGGAAACUGCUACUAUAGAACCAUCAACCACAUUGGAACAAACCACUUCUGAAAGUACGGCAUCAACACCAACCACAGAACCAACCACAAUUGAAACUACAAGUCUGGAGCCAACCACUACUGAAAGUACAACGUCAGAACCAACCACAGCGGAAACU
Synchiropus splendidus (mandarinfish) is the source of this 258-nucleotide messenger RNA. Its product is annotated as salivary glue protein Sgs-3-like. The record is from RefSeq and is a predicted model, not a curated record. The transcript has 2 exons. The annotation marks the transcript as partial. Lineage: Eukaryota; Metazoa; Chordata; Actinopteri; Syngnathiformes; Callionymidae.